AUGGCGACCCCCAUGCCCCAAUCUCUCAACACUCAUCCGCCCGUGGUACCUCUGCAACGUAUACAAGGGGAUCCGGAUGAAGUCGCCUUCCGCGAUAAGACGGUCCAAAGCUGCGUCAAGCAGUACGGAAACGCUGCUCCACCCCUUACGCACGAUGAUGUGAUGUGCAUUUGGAGCAACCCAUGGUGUUUCUCCAAUCUCAUGGCAGCGCCAACCAUGAGAAUGGUUAUUCGCAUGCAUAAGACCUACUCUUCAUUAUUUGUGACGAGCCCAACGGAUGAAGCCUCCGGUGUCGCCGAUGACAAGAGAAAGCUUGCAGAAGAGGAACUGAAGAACCCGAACCCGAAACGAUCGAAGAAAGACAACAAGCAGCCAGGAGAGCCACCAGCCAAAGAGAAACAGCCAGAACCGAAGAAAGGUGAUGGGGGACGAGUCACAGCCGCAAAGAACCAAGCCAGUCGACGAGAUAACCACAUGUGCUCCUGGCAGUGGACCCCGGACCCAGAUAUAUCCCAUUUUUUCCCUUACGCCGCGACUCAAGACGACGAAUCUGCUACCAAAACGGCAGAUUGCUUUUCAAUCACGAAGGCGAGGUUUGGCGUUGCCACCUACGACAAGUACCGUCAUAUCAUUGCCAAACCAGGAAAAUUGGAGGUGCCGUCCAAUAUGCAGGCUCUGGGCAAGUCGAUGCACUUUUGGGAAGAUAGAGGGUAUCUGUCCUUCAAGGCCUCAAAGCCCGAUGGGUCCGUAAACGGUAUUUGGUUUGUGGUAAUCGAGCUGUGCUGGUUACCAUAUCUCCACCACGAGCCGGAUGUCAGUGCUACGGCGGAUCUUACCAACUCGUCAAGCAACACGGUGGUCCACGCCUGUCGCCAACUGAACGACGCCCAUCGCCUUGGCUACCCACCCCGAGAUCCCCCCAUUGGACAGGGCGUGAUGAAGGCCUUCUUCCGAGACAGAACGGAGAUCGCGAGUGGUCGCUCCGUCAAAUUUCAAUUUAAGACCAAGGAGGAGGCUGACUUUUUCACUGCUAUGGUCAACUACCACUGGUUUGGCAUGUCGAUCCUGACAUUCCGGGGUGUGACUAAGGGGCGUAAGCCUGGUAGUGGAAGCGGCAGCGGCGGCGGCGGUGGAGGUGGCUCCAACACCCGCGCCCGCGCGUCUACGGUACCUACUUUACCUACUUCUUCCUCGGCGCCAACCCUUACUGUCGGGCGAGGUCGUGGUCCGGGCACCAAUUCUCCACGUGGCCCUGGUGGUGGGCAUACUCCUACUGGAAGUAUUGCUCGUGGUCCAGGCAACGAUUCUCCUCGUUGA
Messenger RNA from Fusarium coffeatum, 1317 nucleotides. RefSeq lists its product as uncharacterized. The transcript has a single exon. The record is from RefSeq and is a predicted model, not a curated record. Bases 1 to 1317 code for a protein of 438 amino acids. Lineage: Eukaryota; Fungi; Ascomycota; Sordariomycetes; Hypocreales; Nectriaceae.